AGCUUAAUCGUUUAGGUCAGUUCAUUUCUUCUCACCAUGGCUAACAGGCGGAAAUUAUUAUACUUUCGUAUAGUGUUUAUUUUGUUGAAUUUUCAAAUAUGUAAAGGAGGUACAUUGACAACUGUAGCACCGAUUGGCCGUCUAGUUGGUGGUACUGAUGCAGCUCCAAAUAGUGCUCCCUUCGCUGUGUCGAUCCAAUUGGAUGGCACUCACUAUUGUGGUGGAAGUAUUCUGAACGCUAAUUGGGUUGUUACCGCAGCUCAUUGUUUAUCUUCAUCCACACAAGUUAUGAGCAGUACUCUUGUAGCUGGAAGUAUUUACGUUGCAGGCACGGCCGCUACAACCCAGACCCGUUCCGUUGAUUAUUUUGUUGUGAAUGACUUGUAUUUGGGUGGAACAGCUCCGUACGACAUUGGUUUGAUCUACACCAAAACUCCAUUCCAAUGGUCAAGUGCAGUGGCUGCUGUUUCGCUGCCCCCCAGCGGUGUGGUUCCCACUGGAAAUGCUUUAAUCUACGGUUGGGGUAGUACAUCGACAACAAAUACAGCUGCAUAUCCCUCCAUUUUGCAAGUUGCAACGGUCCCCAUAAUAUCUUUGGCGACAUGUGAAUCAGCUUUGGGGGCUCAAGGGAGCAACGUUCAUUCGACAAAUCUUUGCACCGGCCCUCUUACAGGCGGUAUAAGUAUUUGUACCUCGGACUCAGGUGGACCAUUGGUACAAACAGUAAAUGGUCAAAAUGUUUUGAUUGGUAUUGUGUCAUGGGGCAAAUUGCCAUGUGGCCAAGCAAAUUCGCCAUCGGUAUUUGUCCAAGUGUCAUCUUUUAUAACAUGGAUUGCACAGAACCAAGUAGUACCAUCCUAAAGGUCCCAAUAAAGUUGGGGCACAACUAAUAAAUCCAGUGGAUUUCAAAUGUAAAUACCAUUAAGUAUGUGUCGAAGGAAAUCCACUGGAUUUAUUAUUUGAUUCCAAUUAUUUUUCUAAUUUCAUUAUUGCAAAUAAAAUAAAUUGAUAAAGCAAUUAAUUCAACAACUU
Musca domestica (house fly) is the source of this 1032-nucleotide messenger RNA. RefSeq names its product trypsin. Gene Ontology annotation, molecular function: serine-type endopeptidase activity. The transcript has a single exon. Lineage: Eukaryota; Metazoa; Arthropoda; Insecta; Diptera; Muscidae. The record is from RefSeq and is a predicted model, not a curated record. Bases 37 to 861 code for a protein of 274 amino acids. Gene Ontology annotation, biological process: proteolysis.